Molecule: messenger RNA, 1728 nt
Organism: Schizophyllum commune H4-8
Lineage: Eukaryota; Fungi; Basidiomycota; Agaricomycetes; Agaricales; Schizophyllaceae
Exons: 14
Coding region: 1-1728 (575 amino acids)
Biological process (GO): nucleobase transport; transmembrane transport
Cellular component (GO): plasma membrane
Molecular function (GO): nucleobase transmembrane transporter activity
Source: RefSeq, a predicted model, not a curated record
AUGCGUUGGAUCCGCCCUUCCGACUUCCGCAGCCGCAAGGCCUUCCUCCACGCCAUUCAGUCCGAGCAGGCGGAUAUUGUGCAGACGGAGAAGCAUCAGUGGAGCAACGUUGACCUCGAUCCGAGCCCGCAAAAAGACCGGACUUGGAACUCGUUCGUCUACCUGGCGUUCUGGCUGUCUCAUGCUGCUAACGGUAGCGCGUGGACGUCGGGCUCGUCCGCUAUCACGCUAGGCUUGUCGCCGCUUAGCGCAUGGUUAGCGCUCGCCUUUGCGCACUUGUUCAUCACCAUUCUGAUUGUGCUCAAUGGACGCGGUCCCUCACGGUACCAUAUCGGCUUCCCGGUCAUGGCGCGGUCCGCCUUCGGCGUGUGGGGCAGCUACAUGGUUAUCUUCAUGCGGGCGGUUGUUUGCAUUGUGUGGAACGGCGUGAACAGCUACUACGGAGGAAGGCUCGUCAGUGUAGCCAUCAAGGCGAUCUGGCCUCGUUGGGGCGAUCUGCCAAACGCUCUGCCCGCCAGCGCAGGAAUCACGUCUACGGAUAUGGCUGCAUUCUGGAUCUUCAUGCUCGUAUUCGGCAGCAUGUCAUUCAUCCACGCGCGCGACCUGCGGUACUUCUACCAAGUCAAGUCCAUCCUUGUCUUCAUCGUGAUGCACGCGCUGCUGAUCUGGUGGAUGGUCAAGGCGCGCGGCGUCGACUUCACGGUCUUCCCCGAGGCGAAGAUGUCCACGGACACGAAGGCGUGGCUCGUGUUGCAGGCUUUCAAUGCGGGGCUUGGAACGGCGUCGUCGGUCACGGUCAACCAAGGAGACAUCGCUCGCUACGCGAGGCAUCCCAAUGACCAGUUGUGGACGACGUUGAUCGGAUAUCCGAUUGCGUCCGCACUGCCCUGCUUGUAUGGCAUUCUCGUCGCCUCUGCAAGUAAGAAGAUCACCGGCACACCGCUUUGGAACUUGUGGGACACCCUCGACUACAUGCUCGACCAAUAUCCCGAGUCCGAAAACCGUGGCGCGCGCUUCGGAAUCUUCCUCCUGGCGUCAAUACUUGCGCUCGCCUAUGUCGGGACGAACCUAGCGAUCAAGCGUACUCACCGAAGCUCCCUACCAUUCGCCUCAGAUAUGACAGCGCUCUUCCCCAAGUACUUCACGAUUAGACGCGGGCAGUUCGUUGGUACCAUGCUCGGCGUCUGCAUCGUCCCUUGGAAAAUCCUCGUAUCCGCGAAGGCCUUCCUGACGUUCCUUUCGGGCUACGGCUACUGGCUCGCACCGAUCGCGGCGGUGCUCACUAUGGAUUACUACUUCGUCAAGCGCGGCAACAUUGAGCUUGCGGCCCUCUACACUGGGGCGCCGACCGGGAGAUACUACUUCAACAUGGGCUGGAAUUGGCGUGCCAUCUCGGUGGUGAUUCUCUCACUGCUACCCUGCAUGCCCGGCUUCGCGAACAGCGUCGCCAGCGAACCCUUAAGUAUCAGCAAGACCUCACAACGACUAUUCUACAUCGGCUUCGUCCUCACGUACGCCAUCGCAUGCGUGAUGUACUACCUCAUCUGCCUCGUCUUCCCCGUGCCGCGGAUGGACGACUCGUUCGAGGCGGUCGCCGACGCCAACGAUGCGCGCGAAGCGGCUGGUGGGAAGCUGGUGAUGAUGGGUGGGGAGAAGGCCGAUGAAGAAUCGGAGACGAACUCUGACGACAAGAAGAGUGUUGCGGAUGUCUAUGUUUUACCAGCUUGA